Funneliformis caledonium is the source of this 129-nucleotide messenger RNA. Lineage: Eukaryota; Fungi; Glomeromycota; Glomeromycetes; Glomerales; Glomeraceae. The record is from the annotation of a GenBank genome assembly.
CCUGCUUGUAUUCUUGAGAAAGAAAAGGCUUUAAUUAAUAAGAUGCUAACUAGAAAAACUAGAAAAGUGAUUCAAGGUUAUAUGAAUAAUUUCCUUUCAGAAAAUGUAAAAACUUCUCAUAGAAGAUGA